AUGGAUCGCCAGCAGGUCUACCUGCAGGAGACCGCAUCACGUCGCCCUGAUCUGGCAGAGGAUCUCACCACACUAGGAGAGCUCUAUCAUAAAAAGCUGUGGCAUGAGCUGUCGGUGAAGCUGGAGGAGCUGAUCAACACCCCUCGCCUUCAGGAGGACGGGGUGCUGAUCGCCCUCUACCAAAACUUCAUCGCCAGCUUUGCGCCGCACAUCAACCUGCUGAAGCUGGCGGUGUUUGCCGUGGCAGCUUCCAAGCAGAUCAAGAACCCCGACGAGGGCGUGGCUUUCCUGCAGGAUGUCAUCACCGGGCUGGAGAACCUGAAGCUGGCUGCCGCGGUACAGCCCAUCCUGUACCUCAAGAUGCACGUUGCGCAGUAUGACCAGGCGGCGGGGCGCUGGGAGGAGGCGAACAAGGCCCUGGAGGCAGGGGAGAAGCAGCUGCAAGGCCUACAAGAGGUGGACCCCUCAGUCUCAGCGGCCGUCCAUUAUGUGGCCAUGAGUCAUCACAAGGCCCAGCAACAGUACGGCGACUUCUACAAGGCUGCCCUGCUGUACCUUGCGCAUGUGCGGCAGGAGACCCUGCCAGCCGACACGCGACUGGCCUUGGCGGUGGAUGUAUCACUGGCUGCACUCCUUGGCAAGACGGUGUACAGCUUUGGGGAGCUGCUCCUCCACCCCAUCGUGGAGGUCCUGCAAAACAGCGCCUUCGCGUGGCUGUAUGAGCUCCUGGUGGCCUUCAACAAUGGCGACAUCCAUGGCUACGACUCGCUGUGUGUGACCCAUGCCGCAAAGCUGAACGCCCAGCCUGCCCUGGUGCAGCACGAGCGGCAGCUGCGGGAGAAGAUCACCAUCCUGUCCCUGACCGAGAUGGUGAGCAGCCUGCCUGCAGAGGACCGCACCCUGACCCUGGAGGCCAUCGGGCAGCGCACCAAGCUGCCCUUGGACGGCGUCGAGUUCCUGCUCAUGAAGGCGCUGAGCCUGCACCUGCUGGAGGGGGUCAUCGACCAGGUGGCUGGCACCGUGCAGGUGUCCUGGGUGCAGCCACGGGUGCUGACCAUGGACCAGGUGCAGCGGCUGAAGGGGCGGCUGGAUGCCUGGGUGGGCCAGGUGGCGGGGGUGCAGCUGAGCCUGCAGGAGGCGGCGGUGGGCCUGGUGCCAGCUACCGUGGGUGCCUGA
Molecule: messenger RNA, 1176 nt
Organism: Auxenochlorella protothecoides
Lineage: Eukaryota; Viridiplantae; Chlorophyta; Trebouxiophyceae; Chlorellales; Chlorellaceae
Product: 26S proteasome non-ATPase regulatory subunit 13
Exons: 7
Coding region: 1-1176 (391 amino acids)
Biological process (GO): ubiquitin-dependent protein catabolic process
Cellular component (GO): nucleus; cytosol; proteasome regulatory particle, lid subcomplex
Molecular function (GO): structural molecule activity
Source: RefSeq, a predicted model, not a curated record